UGGGUCGGUUCGUAUUCUAUUCUAUCUCAAUCUUUUUUUUCAUCUUGCUCGGGGAAUUCUUAAUCAACACACCGCCAAAAUAUUUUGAUGAUUUUAGGCUUAAUUGAUAUAUUUUACAUUUUUCUUACGUUUUUUUUAUAGCGUAGUGUAAACUGUGGUCAGUGGUUACCCUCUAUUUCUUUACAAUGUUGUUGAUUGUUUCCCUUAAGCCGAAGUGACAAGAAGGCUAACCAAGAUGCCAGGUUGGAUUAAUAACUGGUGCUGACAUUGAUGAGCAAAACGCCAUCAGUAAUUAGGACAAGAAAUGACUAAUGGUGGUUGAACCUCUAUCAAUUGGUCACUAUGUUCACUUUUUCUCUUGUUUGGGAGCUCCCUCUUGUUUUACUCUUAGUUCUACAACUUGUGAUCGCUCAAACAUUAGAUAGUGGGCAAGGUGAUUUGAACCAGCCCGAAGGAAUUUGUGCCACGUAUGCAGGCAAAAUUUGUAAAAACUACUUGGAUCCAAAUGUCUAUGUAUGGUUCAGCAACGCAGGCAAGAGCGAAGGUGGUCAAGUGAAUGAGGACAUUGUGACCGGUUUGUGGGAUGAGUUGAUCGUUCAUUUGCCUGUUAAUUGUCAGCAUGCGGCCAAGAAAUUACUCUGUCUGUAUGCUUUUCCUGUGUGUCAACAAACUGGACCCAGAAGGAGCUUGCCGCUAUGUUAUGAAGACUGCAUUGCUGUGAGAGACCAGUUCUGCUACAAUGACUGGGCUUUAAUCGAGGAAAACAAGAGAAAAAAUAUUUUCCUUAGGAGUCGGAAACACUUUCGCCUUCCGGUUUGUGAAAAUCUACCCCGUUUCCAAAGUGGAACUGCAGUCUGUUCUCAUGCAAAAUUGACAGAAAUGAAGACCAGUGAAAUUACCUAUGAUUGUGUGCAAGGAAGGGGUCGGUUCUAUCAGGGAUAUGUUAAUAAAACAAAAGAUGGCUUACCGUGUCAGCAUUGGGACUCACAAGAGCCCCAUGAGCACAUUAGACCUCCAAAUGUCUUCCCAGAAGUGCAAAAUUCUGAAAAUUAUUGCCGCAAUGCUGGCGGCGAGGAGUCAUCCCCUUGGUGCUACACAAUGAACUCCACGAUGCGUUGGCAGCAUUGUGAUAUUCCAGCAUGUGAAAAAAAGACAGUCCCAACAGAGGCUCCAAAUUUGUUAGAAGAGCUCCACAGCAAAAUUUCUGGGACGCUAAUAAUCCUCAUGGCAUCAGCAGUACUGGUUUUUCUCACAUUUCUUUGUCUGUGCUGUUGCUUUUUCAUUCAGAGGUUCUCAUAUCAACCUGCUCCAACACAAGAUGUUAACAUCGAUUUGGAAAAAUUACCUAACAAUGCCUCAUAUCACAAAACAGGCAUUAGUCUAAACCCAAAGCUAGAAAAACUUGAAUUUCCUCGAAAUGACAUCAUUUACAUUCGUGACCUUGGCCAAGGAGCUUUUGGUCGUGUUUUUCAAGCAAAAGCACCAGGACUGCUAAAAGGAGAAGAGUUUACAAUGGUGGCAGUGAAGAUGCUGAAAGAUGAGGCAUCGGAAGACCUGCAGGUUGACUUUGAACGUGAGGCAUGCCUGCUUGCUGAAUUCGACCAUCCAAAUAUCGUGAAACUCCUGGGAGUCUGUGCUGUAGGGAAACCAAUGUGCCUUCUAUUCGAGUACAUGGGACGAGGAGAUCUCAAUGAGUUCUUACGGUCCUGCUCACCAAUCAACUAUAUUGUUCCGACCAACAACAUUCGCCUCUCGGUACUCGAUAUGGUCCGAAUCGCUCAGCAAAUUGCAGCAGGUAUGGUGUACCUAUCUGAUCGGAAGUUUGUGCAUCGUGACCUGGCUACACGGAAUUGCCUAAUCAGUGACUCCAUGGUUGUGAAAAUUGCUGACUUUGGGCUGUCACAGAAGAUCUACUUGCAGGACUAUUACAAGGGAGAUGAGCAGGAUGCGAUCCCUGUGCGCUGGAUGCCUCUGGAGAGUAUCCUUUAUAAUAAGUACACGAUUGAGUCAGAUAUAUGGGCCUUUGGAGUUUGCCUGUGGGAAAUCUUCUCCUUUGCCCUCCAGCCCUACUAUGGCAUGACGCACGAAGAGGUGGUCAAAUACAUCAAAGACGGACGUGUCCUUAACUGCCCUGAUCACACGCCGCAACCUGUUUAUGACCUAAUGGUCAUGUGUUGGAAUCGCAAGCCGUUUGAGCGUCCUAGCUUUCGCAGUAUCUCUCAAACGCUGGAGAUCAUUGAAGCUGAUCUUGAAAGAUUAUCACAUAACCGCAUUGAUAUAUUUCCUCGCAAAAUUCAGUAACAUUUUCAAUAUUUUUAUUUGAUUUUGACUAAGGCUAUGCAAAUAGUGAGUUCAACGUAAAUAGCUGGGACUACUUUAUUACCUGGUAUGUAUACAAAUAAUUUUAAACAGUGUAAAUGUUCUCAAAUAAUCUGAAUGUCCACAAUGAAUAUGAACUUUUGCUAAUCACAGAUACAGUAGCUUUCUAGGGAAUUUUCUUUUCUUCUCUUUGCCAAUAACAACAACGUGUUGGAGGUGGCACGUAUCUUAUCUGAAUUCUUGCCAGUGAACAUUUUUUUUUGAAGCUGGUUCCAUAGGUAGUUUUCAACCGCUCUUUGGCAAAAUUCUAAUUUUUGGCUUGGUUAUCCACAGCAAAGGCUAGUUUGAUAAUUAGUGCUGUAGAAUAUUUGCAUAGCCGUAUUUUCAACUAAUGAUUUUUUUUCCCCCUCUCUUAUACUGUCGUGUCAAGAGAAAAAGCCGAAUCGGCCUUCAGGCGUUGCCAUAUUUCCUUUAACAAAACCAGAAUUUUUUGGAAAACUCAACAAUUGAACAACUAAAAAUUUUGAAGAAACGUACGCAUAACUUCCCCCAAAAAUUUAUGUUUAAUCGGAAUAUUUCUCGCAACUACGAGGGUAAUUCCAAAAGUCUUGCGCGUUUUGCUCUCAUUUCAAAACUACUAAAGAUAGGAAAAAUCCGAUUAAAUGCGCACAUAAGGCAUACUUUCAGCUUCAAUUUAAGCCCAAGUUUUUAAAAAUUGGAAGAACAGGACGCUCAGGAGGUCAUUUACAAUGCUACCUUUACCCUCCACUGACACUUCUUCCUCAUCUGCAACAAUCAUAUUCCCUUUUAUGCUUUCGUCAAAAUCAGUCAUUAUAGCCCUGAAGGGGGUCACGAGGUGUGUAGCACCAGAAUCAAUAACCCACAUACCUUUGAUUCCCUUUCUCGCCUUACUUCUCCCUGCAGCCAGAGCAAUAAGUUCUUCGGCUGAACUAUCAUUAUUCAUACUAGAAUUUUGUAAUAUGACGACUUUCGCUGUCUCACCUGAUCGCUGUGAAGAUGCACCAUGGGAUGAACCACCAGAAUCAGAAUCUUUGUUAGGCCACGAAGUUGCAGUUGCUUUAGAGGAUGCACUUGCUUGACCACCAGAAUCCUUCUUGAAACUAGGACAGUUUCUAGAGAUAUGUCCAGAGAUAUUACUCCCAAAACGGAUGACGUUCUUCCUGUCGGAAUCUUGCUUCCUCUUGGGUUUGUUUUUCCAUGCCAAACGCAAUGCCUUCUCCUCAUCCUUAUCGUCAACUUCUUUUUGCAAUUUAGCUUGUUUUUCGGCUAGAUAGAGUUUGCUAUUUACAUCUUUAAUUGUUAAUAAUUGAAUCUACUCAUAGGUUUUUUGCGAAAACGGUGCAUCAUAGAAAGUUGGCGCAAUUAUAACUUUUGAUCAGCAUCUUGAGGAGAAUUGAAAUACAUAAGUCAGAAGGCAAUUCUUCGUGGUGCAGCUUCCCUUUAAGAGGUGUGCGGGGUCCUUUUUGUUCACCUGAUCAUUCAUCCAGUUCUCCUCGGACCUGUCAAUGCCGGGCUCCGCAGCUUCCCAGUGUUUGCGUUUUCGUAAGGUAACUGUACUCGAUGGCUCCAGACCGCAUAGUUCUCACUAUUGAGUGGAGUUAUUCUUCGUCUAAGAACUUCACUGCACUCUGUCGUCGUCAUUUUCACGAAACUUGCGCGAAUAUUUCACCUUUAAACCGUGCUUUUAAACAUCAAAAAACGUUGUCACAUUUAGGCACCGUCUGCACCAUCAUGCCAUGCGCUCCGUUCGAAGUCACAAAAACUUCAUUUGUCUCCAUCCGCACGAGUUUGAUGAACACUUCACGUGCUAGGCCAAUAACCUUUUGUUUCUUGGGCUGGAAAGUUCACUAUAAGACGAGAGAUAAAUUAAUUACAUUUAUUAAGUGCAACUAAAUAGUAACUUCAUUUAUGUUUCUCUGAUAUUUCUUUAUGUCCGCCAUGUCCGAACUGUAAUUCGCUGUGUUUCUUUUUUCCACUUAAUAAAUGUAUUUCAUUCACUUUUCGUCUCCUAAAUGAACUUUCCAACCCAAUAAGUUAAAGCUGAAAGUAUGCCUCAUAUUUGCAUCUAAUCAGAUUUUUCCUAUCAUUAAUAGUUUUGAAAUAAGAGCAAAACGCGUAAGACCUGUGGGAUUACCCUCGUAUCAAAUGUUCAUUCAGCAUUUUCCCUGAGAAUGGCAGUAUACAUUUUCUCCAUUGUAUCUACUGAUGUAACAUCCAAUUUGUAUGUACUGAACUCCCGAGGCUUGUAUCUUUAAAAGUGAAUGAAUAAUUAGUACAUUUUCAAACAGGUCUAUGCUAACUUUGAGCUGUGUGACCAAACAUUUUUUAUCAUUCUUUUGGAUUUCUUCAAGGAUUAAAAAAAAAAAAAAUGUUUCUUUUUAAGUCGUAUAAUUAUGUGGUAUAAAUUUUUCUAAUUUAUUGUAAUAUGACCCGCUGAGGAGUAUUCUUGAAGGUAAGAAUUAUUUUUUAACUUUUACUUUUUACCCUAGGUCUCAAAUCUGUGUAAAUGUACCUCGAGUUUUCGAAACUUUGAGUGAUCAUCUCAGUCCUGCUGAGGAAUUUUUUUUUUUUUUAAUUUUAAGCUCCCAUUAAAAUGAUCAUUUCGAAAUAAAAUCACAGGGGAAUAGGAAGUUACCUAUAUUUUAAGUUUUUUAUGUGGUGUUUUCCAUGCCAUGUGUUUCAUUGCCAUUGGUGAUGGAGGAAUAUUUUUACCAUUCAUUGUAGUUUUUCCUCUUAUGUGCUUUUAGUUUUAUUUCGGGAUUUGGAGGUACUUGUUCUUUUGUCUUUAGGAAUAAAAAUGGACGCAUUCAUGUAAAAAGAGUCCAUCUAUAUUGGAAGAUUUUCGGAAAGGCCCAGCCGAUACAGGGCCAAUUUUCUGCCAUAGGAUUCUAGUCAACGAAAAAUAAGUUUAUGCACUUUUAUCGUGCAACAGAAGAUCGUGUGACGCAAGUUUAGCAUUGAAAGUAAAUGCAAGAAUCAAAAUAGCAGACCUUCCGCCAUAGUCGAAAAGUGCAUAAAUUUAGGUGCCAUGGACUCUAUAUUGUGUGUCUAUCAAACAUAUUUCAGCAGUCCUAAACUAUUAGAGUUACAUGCCUUCUUUCCAAAACUUCCAAAGUAGGUAGACCUCUUUUGUUCAAAUGCUUUCAUGAUGAUGCCUCUAAAUUUUCAUGGUCGUAUGUAGAAAGUUUGAUAUUGUACAGCAACUAUAUGUUUUUUAAAACUCAAUUCUAGUGAUAAAGGGAUAGGCAGUCUUGAUUAAAUGUAAAAUAAUUAUUUUGAGAUGAUGGAUAUAAGUAAGGGUUUCUUAAUAACUCUGACUGCGUUCAAGAAAAACGAACCGAUUUUUUUUUUUUUUCAAGAUCAAUAUCCGUAAUUGUAUUUUAGAUGCGAUCCUGUCAGAAUUACUUUUGGACUAACUGAGUUUUCGCCGGAUUUUAAGAAUGAAAUAAGAAUCAAAUACUCUGAUUUAUUGUAUCUUUUAAGCUAAAAAUCAAAACAUUCACCAUUUUUCAGUUUGUUGUUGUCGUUGUUGUUGAGGUAUUAUUUCCGCAAUUAUGUGCAUCUGCCAACUGUAUACUUUUGGAAGCGCACUUCAAUUUCAUCCUUAAACAAGAUAUUACCACAUUGAAAUAUUUCUAUUUGUGUUUCCAAAUCUCCCGUUCUCUUUCUAAAUUUUUUAAGGAAAUAUUUCCUUUGAUGUAAUCCACUGAUCUCUCUGUCGGUUGUCAGAUCUCAGUUUCCCAUUUUGGUUUCCAUUCAUUUGGUUUCAUUUCAUUUUGGUUCAGUCGUGUUAUUUCAAAAUUUUUAUGAAUGUAUUUUUCCAACGCAAAUUCAAUUACAUGUUAAAUGCCUCUUCAUAAAAAUUUGAUCAUAACAUAACUUGAAGAUUAUAUUAGUAUAAUGUAACUAUUAAUAAUUUUCGCCACUUUCAGAUUGCGAUAGUCGUCUGUGUAGUACUUACUGAGUUGUUUCAACUACAUAAUUCUGUGAUUAAGUUUUUCAUAAGUAUGCCCAACUCUUGGUAGAAUUUUGUGUUUGAGCAUAAUCCACACCUCCCCCCCCCCCCCAAUUUAAGGCACUGUAAUGAUCAAUUCAUCAGAAAAAAAUUGAAAACAAAACAAUCCAAAAUCUGUUGAUCCACCCAAAAAUGUCUCUUAUUUCCAUUAAUCUGAGCCAGAAAAGCAUCGCUAAAAAAAGUAUAGGUAGAACUACUGUGAAACCAGUUCUCUUGGUCGGCCGUUUUACAUUCCUUGUCUCAUGUACCCUUUUAGAAAAGCCCCUGUUUAUUAGCAAUACAGUGCCCUCUCUCUGGUUUGAAUGGGCAGCUUACUGAAAGAUUUUUUAUAAUAAUGAGUGGCGAUCAACGAGAAUACAUAAGUAUGUCGACUGGAUGAUGCACUCAUUGUAGGGAAAUUGUCCACAUAAUGAGUGUUGUUAUAGAGAGAGAGAGCACUGUAUUGUUUUACAAAAAUGAAGAGUAGAAAUUUUGAAGUAUCACAAUUUAUAUAAUACAAUGUGUUCCAUUUUCUCUUUCAGUAUGGAAUAGGUACUUAUUUGUAACUGGAGAGUGAAAGAAAUUAUCAGCAAUGAUUCAACAUUUGCUCAAUGCAAGGAAAGUCAUUGAUCACCUGAAUAAGCAAUCAUGAACUUGAAACUUUAUGUACUUUGGUGAUCUAAGUGCCAAAGAAGCCAUCAUUUCAAGACUGAGUUAGUCUAAUUUAAAUACUUUCUUGAUAAAUGCAGUUAAGGUACUCAUCGGUGUAAGGUGCAUAACUAUGCAGUAGUUAUAUUAAGACAAAAUUCUUGCAGAAAUUUAAGUCUUAUCAUUAUUCAUCCUAAAUGUCUGGAUGAAAUGGACUGGAGUGCUACUUAGAAAUUAGUUUAUGUAAGCAUUAACAUUAAUCCAUUGCUCCCUUGAAAAAUUCAUGAGUAUCGGCAAAAAGUUGCCCAAUCCAAAAAGAAUAUCUUGUUAUUGUUCCGUGCCGCUCAAAGCAAAAGAUGCAAAAGUAAUUUUGAAGAGAUAGUAAAGAAGGAAUUUUAAACCAGACUAAAUCGCUUUACCUUCAUUUAUCUUUUAAUGUGAUUAAUUGUAGUAAUAAGACAUUUGAUGUUCCUUUUAUACAAUCUUGUAUGGCAUCGGUAUGUCAAUUCUAAACGAUUUCUAUAAGGACUAUUUUUUUAAGCUGUUUUCUACCUAUUUAUUUAAUUGGCCACAGGCGAUUUAUUUCUCUCUCUCUCUCUCUCUCUCUCUCCCUUUUUUUUUUGCUCUAGGGUCUUACAACAAUGAAGUACAAUGGGUGUCACAGAGUUCUUGUCAUCAACCUCCGAGGAGCGAACGAAUGAAGCUAGAAAAUAUGGAUCAUAAGAGAGUAAAAAUCAUUUUAUUGGCUCUUUGCAGUGACCUUUUCGAACUUGUUGCCUAAAAAUUGCGAUACUCACACAUUUUUUACCAAUUGAGCUCAGUAAAGUUGCGUUAGAAAGCUAAUGAGAUGCCACUCAAGCUAACAUAGCUUUUAUUCUCACAGCUUUAUUUGUUUGCCUUUACGGAGGUUACCGACAAAACUUUCAAGACACACCUAUCGUACGCACCAGGUUCUUUUUUUGAAGAAUUCUAGUCUCCCAAGUUGUAACGGAAUUCUCCUGUAAAUAAUUGUCACUGAAUUAGAUUAGUGUAAAUUCGUUUUGAAUGUAUUUUUGUUAUGUUUUCUUGUUGUUAAAGUCGUAGUUUUAAAUGCGUGUAUAUUUGUCGAUUACUUUGUAUGAACCUCGGGUCUGUAAACUUUCCUGGCCACAAAAUAAUCAGGAUUAUAGUUUAACUAUCCUUUAAAAGGUCUGGAGGUUUUUCAUAACAGAUUCUUCUACCCACACAAAAAAGGUAAACUAAACCUUAUCCCAUGAUUGAAAUUUGAAAUGCAAUCAGAAAAAAAUUAUCAUCUAGGCACAAACUUUAGCUGAACUCGGACUUUCUGAACCCUAUGUCAGUAAUCUAUCCAAAUAAUAUGCUUUUCGCUCCAUUAUCUGAUACUUCAAGAACUGAUGGAAAUGUGGCCUAAAUAAAACCAUAUGAUGGUAUAGAAAAUUUCCGUAAUAAAGUAUAGAUUUUUUCCGUGUACUGUACUGAAUCCUAUACUGCCAAGCCCAGUUCAAAUUGCAUUGAAAGUUUCGUAGGCUGAGCUUUUCUGAUCAUAGUACUUUAUUUUAGUUACAUUUCGAUAGAUUUUUCCAAUCUCUUUGAAUUUGGCUUCUUUUAGACCCUUACCCCUCUUAAUGCUGUCAAUUUUGGAUUCUUUCCCUUCCUCUUGGAUAGGGUGAUCUGGAGUCAAACAGCCAGACUACAGGUGCGUGUUUUUUGGGUCAAAAUAAGACUUUUUUUUCCGUGAAAUUUUUUCCAAACAUAGUUUUUUUUUUGUCCCGGGAAAUAAAUUGUUUUUCUUGCAUUUUGGCAAUGGUAAUACACGGAAUCUCAUGAAAAUUGGUUUAGGUACACCAUCAUUUGUGACUUGCUGAAUUAUAUACUAGUGACAUCAGAAAAAUCGAAAUCUCAGUCAAAAAUGGGGUUUGGGGGUCUCUAAGACGUCAACUAUGCAUUAGUCUAUGUUGGCAGUAGUCAUAGGAUAUACCAUAAUUCUUCUCAAAUUUUUUCCGAGGUAUCUGGGCAAAGAACUUCAAAUUUUUUAACAAAUGACUAAAUCAUGUUGUGUUAUUUAUAUCUCAAGCAUACCACUGAAGCUUACGUUUUUUUAGUAGAUAUUUUUUAUACCAGAGUGAUUAUCUAGAACAUCACAUUUUUCUACUUUUUUAAUUAUAAGGUGACUGUCUAAUGAUCUCAUUAAUUGUACUAUACUUUAGCUGAUGAAAAUUUUACACUACCUAACUGCUAAGGAGUCAUACAAAAGUCUAUUCUUCAUAAAUUUUUAUCUCUAUCUUUUUACCACAGCCUCAGCUAUCAAUACCUCAUUUUUUCCCCCUUUCUAAGAUCACAUUUUUAGUACGAUUUUUGUGUACGUUUAUGUUUUCCUUUUUUCUUUAACUUUAAUGUAAGACGUAGUUCAUUAAAGAAAAUCUGGAAGAACAGAAAAUGAUCAUUGAUGUGGAUUCUCAUGAUUUUGUAAAUAUUUAGAUUUAAGUGUUGUGCUGGAGUAUUUCUUCUUGAAUACAAUUUCAAAGACUGACUUUGAUAGUAGCAUAAACAUUUUUUGUCUGUGUGAUUCAAAGCAUUUUAAUUUUUUUUUUUAAUUCUGUGAGAACUAGUUUUUUUUUCUUUACUCAAGCAGAUCCUCUGAAGAAUAGAAGAGAAAAUGCUAGGCGCCUUGCCUAAAAAAUCAGAAGAGAAAAAUAAUAUUGAUUCCCACCUCUCCUUUAUUUUUAAACUUAAUUGAACGAAUAUCAUAAACUUAUUCGUUCUGUGAUUACAAUCAAAAGUUUCUUCAGUUGUAAAAGGGUUUUGAAGUUUUGAGAAUAAUCAUCAAUAAUUGACGAUGAGUCUAGCCAUCCGUGAAGUUUUCAGCAAGUUAGAUAAAAUUUUCAUAGGAAUUUUGAUUAUACUUAAAAUAUUGCACUGUCCAUUGACUUAAAAUCUCCAAGUCAAAUCUUGCCAUAAGAAUUUGUCAUGAAGGGCCUCUAAAGCGGUAAAAAGUCCUCUACUUAAUAGAACAGAUAUGAAUAAAAUUGUACAUUCCUGUAUCAUCUCUAGUUUCUGAAGAGUUUCUAUUUACAGACAGCAAUCAGAAACUUCGUGUUUAAAAGCCCUCCUUUCGAUUUCAAAAGCCUAAUUCACAUGGUUCAACUUUUCUUUCAAUUUUGUAGAAUGAUAAGUUGGGUUGUGUGAUGGGUAAUGACUCGUGUCAGUAUCACACGAUCUUUGUGAACGUUAUUGUGUUCCUGUGAACACAAUAAUCGGAUGAAAAGUUGAAGGGAAACUUGAAUGCCAUGUCACCCUCAAUGUUCCGUGCAACUUUUUGUCCGUUUUUGUCGGAUGAAAAUUUGAAGCUUGUGAAUUGGGCUUAAGGGUACGAGUUUGAUGAUUUGGGCUCUUCUUUAAUCAAUUUUGAAUAUUGUUACAAAAAAUGGUACAUAGAUUUUCUUUUUAACCUGGUUCAUUUUUAUUAUCAUUUGUAACCAAAUAAUUGUCGUACAAACUUUUUUGCUAUAUUUGUAAUAAAGUCUUGUCCAUAUUU
Messenger RNA from Bemisia tabaci, 10517 nucleotides. RefSeq names its product Neurospecific receptor kinase (gene Nrk). Gene Ontology annotation, biological process: positive regulation of kinase activity; cell surface receptor protein tyrosine kinase signaling pathway; protein phosphorylation. Gene Ontology annotation, cellular component: signaling receptor complex; plasma membrane. The record is from RefSeq and is a predicted model, not a curated record. NCBI's taxonomy places the organism in Eukaryota, Metazoa, Arthropoda, Insecta, Hemiptera, Aleyrodidae. Gene Ontology annotation, molecular function: transmembrane receptor protein tyrosine kinase activity; ATP binding; Wnt-protein binding.